Molecule: messenger RNA, 363 nt
Organism: Daucus carota subsp. sativus
Lineage: Eukaryota; Viridiplantae; Streptophyta; Magnoliopsida; Apiales; Apiaceae
Product: S-type anion channel SLAH3-like
Exons: 1
Coding region: 1-363 (120 amino acids)
Biological process (GO): intracellular monoatomic ion homeostasis
Cellular component (GO): membrane
Molecular function (GO): voltage-gated monoatomic anion channel activity
Source: RefSeq, a predicted model, not a curated record
AUGACUGGUGCUGCAAUUGCAACCCUUAGGUACUCACUUGAAGUCUCAAAUUUUGCAACUAAAUCACUGUCCAUCCUGCUUUGUACCGUUGCAACAAUCACAGUGACAGCCCUGCUCGGGACAAUGAUUUUCCAUGCUUUUGUGCGAUGGAACCUUUUCCCUAAUGACAUCGCAAUUGCUAUAAGUGACAAAAGGCCAAAAACAGUCCGAAAAUGGUAUCAUCGUAGAAAUGGCAGCACGGAUAUUAAAGACAGCGAACAGUACCUCAAGUUUACAGACUCAAAUGGGAAAGAUAUCGAGGCUUCUCUAAAAUCUUCAGGUUCAGGUGCCAAGGAGGAAAAUACCCAUGUAUCAGCUUUUUAG